AUGUGCUCUACAACUCUCAGCUUUUUUGCUUCCGACAUAAAUUAUUCAAAAUUUCUACAUGCUUUUACUAUACUUGAAAUUUUCAUUCACUCUUUUGGAGCAUACAUCAUCAUUGCAAAAACGCCGAAAAGGCUGGAAUCCGUGAAGGCGAGCAUGCUGUUUCUACACUUUGUUGGAGCAUUUGUCGAUGUCUAUUUCAGUGUUCUCAUUAUGCCAGUGCUACAUUUGCCUGUUUGUGGAGGCCAUCCGCUUGGCUUACUUUCAUUUUUCGGCGUUCCAGUCUUAUUGCAAACUUAUGUGGGGCUUUCUUUACCUGCAGUAAUAGUCGCGACCAUUGUGGUGUUUCUGGAUGAUCGUCGAUAUCGGUUGGUUAACGGUCAAAAGUCGAGCAAAAUCCGAAAAUGGUAUCGGUUAUUGUUUGUUACAUCAAGUUAUGUUUCUGCUACCAUGUACCCUGCGCCGGUUUUCUUUUUGCUCCCUGAUCAAGAAUCUGGAAGACUUGUAUUGAAAAGUAAAAGCCAGUGUAUUCCAACCGAUGUUUUCGAUCAUCCAAACUUCUUUUUACUCGAUCUCAAUGGUAACAAUAUUGCGAUUUGCAUGUUAUUAUUGAUGAUUAUUCUUAUAUCUCAACUGUUGAUGCAAUUCGGGCUGAUUUUCCGUCAUUUGCUCAAAAGUACACCCAUUUCUAGAAGCACAAUUCGAUUACAACAACAAUUUUUUAUCGCUAUGAGCAUGCAAGUUAUCCUUCCAAUUGUCAUAAUUGCUUUUCCAGCUUUCUAUAUUCUUUUUUCAAUUAUAUCUGGUUAUCAUAAUCAAGGUGCAACCAACAUAGCGUUCAUGGUAAUGUCCAUACAUGGAGUGUUAUCCACUUUAACAAUGCUCAUGGCAUACAGACAUUAUAGAGAAUCAAUUUUGGAAAUGUUGAAUCUGAAUUUAUAUCGGUCAGGUGGUAGUGCUCAACGUAUUUGGAAGCUUUCAAAAAGGACAAUUACUCGAUUUUAGAAAGUGGAAUCGACAGUUGAUGCAGUUCGAGAUCCUAAAUUCUUCGAGAACAUUCACUUCAUCUUUUCCUCACUUGAUUUCACACCAGCCCACCCGUAUAAGUGAAAACGGUCUAAUUGUAGUAUGGCCAGCUCAUUCCCAACCCCGCCCUCUAUGUAUUUAACCCAAUCUUCCUGUAUGUCAUUUUUAUUAUUUUCACAGUAACCUGCCGUAAGAUGGACUACAAAAUAUGAACUGCAAAUGUCG
Caenorhabditis elegans is the source of this 1248-nucleotide messenger RNA. RefSeq names its product Serpentine Receptor, class H (gene srh-159). The transcript is spliced from 4 exons. The coding region runs from base 1 to 1002 and encodes 333 amino acids. The record is from RefSeq and is marked reviewed. NCBI's taxonomy places the organism in Eukaryota, Metazoa, Nematoda, Chromadorea, Rhabditida, Rhabditidae.